AUGACGCGCGCGCAGCAGACUAUUUCCCUCGCUCUUCUCGUGAGCUCUUUCUACCUCUCCCUCUACCUCGGCCUAGUCCCUCUCCCCGCCGCCGUCCAAGAAGCCAUCGUCCCCGUGCUUCCCUUCUGGUUCCUCGUCUCCUUCGGCGCCUGGCUGCUCUUCCGUCUUGGCUGGGGCAUGCUGACGUUCCGCGACACGCCCGAUGCGCACGCCGAGUUGAUGGAGGAGAUUAAGUUGGCUAAGGCGGAUUUGCGGACUAAGGGGGUGGAUGUUGACUGA
Dichotomopilus funicola is the source of this 279-nucleotide messenger RNA. Its product is annotated as dolichol-phosphate mannosyltransferase subunit 3. NCBI's taxonomy places the organism in Eukaryota, Fungi, Ascomycota, Sordariomycetes, Sordariales, Chaetomiaceae. Gene Ontology annotation, cellular component: dolichol-phosphate-mannose synthase complex; endoplasmic reticulum membrane. Gene Ontology annotation, biological process: GPI anchor biosynthetic process. The transcript is spliced from 3 exons. Bases 1 to 279 code for a protein of 92 amino acids. The record is from RefSeq and is a predicted model, not a curated record.